UUUUCACUUGACCAGCAGACGUUGCAGGAGGCAGUGGCUCCGUUCGAGUAUCUGGACGUAUUGAUUUUCUCUCCGGGCUCCCCAGCGUCUCAGCUUCUCCGAUUUCCAGAUACUGCACGGAAUGAGCCUGAAGUCGAGUGCACGGAUCAAGAAGCGCCGCUCCGAGGCGGCGGCAGCCAAUUAUACAGCUCCGACGCCAGCUCAGGCGGCGAAUGGGGCCUCCUCAUCCUCCACGCCGUCAACCCCAACGUCGACGAACAACACGAGCAGCAGCAAUGGAGGAGGCGGCACAAACACCCCAAAUCCAUGCGCAAGCUCCUCCUCCUCCUCCGCCAAAAAGCACAGCUUCGUGGGACGCAAUCCUAACUUUGACACCGAUGAAACCAAGCUGCUGAUUCAGCUCUGGGGCGAUCCCAAGCUGCAGCGGACGCUCAUCACCACGCAUAAGAAGCACGCUGUGAUCUGCCAGCUAGCCAACAAGAUGCAGGAGUACGGUUACCAUCGCUCGCCGGAAGAAAUUACCACGCGUAUCAAGAAUCUGAAGUGCUUUUACAAUCGUUUGAAGAAGGACAAGGAGUGUGGCGUGCUAACUGGCGAUUCCGAGCCCAGUUGGAAGCACUUUGCCGAAAUGGAUGCCAUCAUGACUAGACCCAUCUUCAGCGUUCGCCCCAACGAAGUCCCGGCUCCCUCUCUCAAGUACCAACUGGAGCAAGCUCUAGAGGAGCACGCAGAACGUCGUAAGCGUCGCUUGGAGAACGGUGAGGAGCUUUCCGAAAGCGACAACGAGGAGGACGACAUGAUGCUGUCUGCUUUGGUGUCCAAAAACAAGGACACAACUCCUCGGAAGGACUUAGAAGCUGGCUGUCUGGAGGCCGACUCCGAUAUGAACGAUGAAUCCUUUAACAAGCGCCGCAAGCUCUCCGCUGAAGUUGAUGUCGAUAUCGGCGAAGCUCUGGCUUCAUCCUGCAUUAAGAGUGAGCCUGCUCAGGAGGUGGAGGUGCCGGCUGCUGUGGCCGCAUCAGCUGAGCCAGAGCCUGAGCCCGAGGAGGACGACGACUGUAUGCUGCUGCCCGUGCCCAAGGAAGAACCGAUCGAUGUGGAUGCCUCCGACGAUUCGCCGAAUGAGAAAUCCCCAAGCUCCAGCUCUUCGUCCACUUUGGCGGACAUGUUGCAUCGAAAUAAGCCCGCAAAUCUGCUUCCCUUCACUGGAGCCAAUGUCAUCAUACCAGCCAGCAUUACCACCACCACGGCCAGCAGUUGCACGGUCACGCAGAGUUCCGGAACGGCUGCCAAUAAGCUGCAGGCGGGUAAGAUCUCACUGGUGCCCACAAACUUCCUCAUGCAAUCGAAGCUGCCGGCUGUGGCUGGAGGACCAAGUCCUAUCGCAACGGCCAAGGCAGGGGCGGCUCCUCAGCUGCAGUUACUGCAGAGUGCCAUCAAUCAGGGCGCCCGACUGAUGAUCAGUGGAUCGGCUGCCGCACCGGCACAGCCGAGCAACGCCGGUCUGAUGGCCACCGCUCCGGCAGGAGUCAAGUUUGUCCUGGUCAAUGCGGAGCAGGCUAAGGCAGCGGCAGCUGCUGCAGCCGUGGGCAAGUCAGCCGCCACUUUGCCACUGGCAGCCGCCCAGGCUCAGGCUCAAGUUCAAGCGGCGGUGCAGCAACAGCAGCAGCAGAAGAUCCAACAGAGCCUCCACCAAGAGCACCAGCAUCAGCAGCAUUUACAACACCAACAGCACAUCCAGCUGGAGAAGGAAGAGACUCGCAGGGCGCACGAGAAGGCGAGGGAGGAGCUGCAGUCCAAGCGACACAUGACAACUAUGAGAAUCCUACUACGCCAGCUUCUGAACGCCCAGAACGAGGCCAACGAGAUCCAGCACAAUCGCCUCUCCCUGGAGCGUGAACGUUUGGAUUGGGAGAAGUCCAUGGGAGAGCGUCUGUUUAACUUGUUGCCCAGCCUACUGCACCAGCCGGCACCUGCGGCUUCGCCAUCCUCCACCACUCAGCGUCUUCAGCCACCGAAAUUGCUCUUUACCACCGCCCUGCCGAUGGCCAAUGGCACCGUCUCUAUGCCGCACAUACUCACAUCCAAUUCAUUGCCAAAAGUCAUCACGACAACAAGCAGUACUGGCGGUGUAGCUGUAGCAGGAUCAGGUGCUGGCUUAGUAGCCAGCGUGGCCACAAAACCGGUGGACAGUGAUGUCCAACUAGUCACCCCCAAGCAGGAGAAGGACGGCUAGACCGUAGUGGUGC
Messenger RNA from Drosophila serrata, 2249 nucleotides. RefSeq lists its product as uncharacterized. Lineage: Eukaryota; Metazoa; Arthropoda; Insecta; Diptera; Drosophilidae. The record is from RefSeq and is a predicted model, not a curated record. Gene Ontology annotation, cellular component: nuclear body. Gene Ontology annotation, biological process: positive regulation of DNA-templated transcription.